Molecule: messenger RNA, 971 nt
Organism: Paramisgurnus dabryanus
Lineage: Eukaryota; Metazoa; Chordata; Actinopteri; Cypriniformes; Cobitidae
Gene: gpx1a
Product: glutathione peroxidase 1a
Biological process (GO): glutathione metabolic process; response to hydrogen peroxide; hydrogen peroxide catabolic process
Cellular component (GO): cytosol; mitochondrion
Molecular function (GO): glutathione peroxidase activity
Source: RefSeq, a predicted model, not a curated record
UUCGCUUCAAGGUUCACGUUUUUCUUGAUAAGACGUUUUACUCUGUCGAGCUGCUUCAUAAACUGCGUAGGUAACGAUAAGCAUGGCAGGAGCCGUCAAGAGGUUUUACGACCUGUCCGCUAAACUUUUGUCAGGAGAGCUGCUGAAUUUCGCCUCUCUGAAGGGAAAGGUUGUGCUCAUUGAGAAUGUAGCGUCACUUUGAGGUACAACAGUCAGGGAUUACACCCAGAUGAACGAGCUGCACACCCGCUUUGGGAAUCAAGGGCUCGUGGUACUGGGUGCUCCCUGCAACCAGUUUGGACAUCAGGAGAAUUGCAAAGAGGAAGAAAUCCUCCUUUCUCUGAAAUAUGUCCGACCUGGAAAUGGCUUCGAGCCCAAUUUCCAACUUCUGGAGAAGCUGGAAGUGAACGGCGAGAAUGCCCAUCCUCUGUUCGUGUUCCUCAAAGAGAAGCUGCCCCAACCCAGCGAUGACCCCGUGUCCCUGAUGACCGAUCCCAAAUCCAUCAUCUGGAGUCCUGUGAAGAGGAAUGACAUCUCCUGGAACUUUGAAAAGUUCCUUGUUGGUCCGGAUGGAGAGCCGUUUAAGCGCUACAGCCGAAGGUUCCUCACCAGCGACAUUGAAGGAGACAUCAAAGACCUUCUCAAGAGAGCGAGUUAAAAUUUGGCUAUCGGCCAUGCGUGUUGUGGACACACAAGAUAGAAAUUAACAGCUACCGUCCAACGUCUAUCUGUGUAGCCGCAGUCUCCGAGAUAAAGAAGUUUUUGGAUUUAGGCUGACUGUGCAGAUACAGUUAUAGUGCAACUGUUUUUUUAAAUGUUUACUUGAUGAAGAUACUUCCUUAAAUCUCUGAGGGAUGUUUCUGAUGUAUUUGUAAAAGUUUAUCAUAAUGGUGGCAAUGUACCCGUGACCUGCACAGAUCUGGUUUUGUCUUACAACUUCAUCAUUAUUAAAAAAAUUAACAUUUCAAAAA